UUUUAUUUAAUCGUAUUAACAAUAAAAUGAUUGAAAAAUAGUUCUUACAGUAAGUGAUGUACAAACACCUUGAGUAAAUCUAACUGGUCACUUGUCAUUAAUGUAUCUAAGGAGAUGUUAAACGUUUUCAUGUGUGGCAUAAGCAAAGGUAUAAUCCUAAAGAACCAACAUUAGAACAUUAUAUAUCCAACUUGGAAUUUAUGAAAGACAUGGUGUCAUUUGAGACAUUGUGAUCUUGAUAAAUUUCAAAAUAUGUAAUUGUGUUUUAUUUUCCUUGAUAAAUCUAGAACUAACUCUUAUCUGUAAAUAAAGGUGCAGUCUCAGAAUUAAAACUACGAGGAAAUACUUAAACUCUAUACAAGUUGCAGAAGAAGACUAGUUGUGUAGACAUUUAGGAGAACAUUUCUUUAUCAGUGAUCUCAAUAAAUACUUUUCUGAUUGGUUUAUGGUCUAGGUUGCUAGUUUCAAGUGUCACGCAAUACAGCAUCAUAUUAAUUUAGUAUAUUAUGGUCAUAAGCAGGGAAUGUGUCACAGAGCAGGCCACUUUGUGAUUGACAAGCCACUACCAUAUGAGUGUUGUUCUCAGUCAGAUCCACCCCUUGCUUGCGACAUAAGCUUUCAACAGUCAAGAUGGCACAAAUGGUCGAAAGCAUCAACCCAAUAAGCAAUGUCACUGUGGCCACAUCCAUCUUUUAUAAACAGUGUGAACUUAAAUCAAAUUUAACACUUUAUCAAAACAGUUCUUGUUUUACAUCUGCAACGCCCAAAGAAGUAAACGCGCCCUCUCAGCAUGUUUUCAGUAUCAUCUCUGUAUAAAAGGCCCCAAAGUUCAUAGAAUACUUUUACUGGUGUUUAUAAGUUUAAAAGUUAAGUUUAUAAGUUUAAAGUUCAUUUAAUAUUCAGUCUUCUGUCAGUUUGGGCCAGCCCACCUUCUAGUGACAUCAUCCGGUUAGUAAGGUGGGCAGUUUAAUGUCGGAUGAGCAGUGUUGGUCCGGAGAGGGUGCACUGAUUCCUGGGGAAUGUAUGUGUGCGUAAAUGACAAGAGGUGGAGCUGCUAAAAGCUGUGAACUUCCUUUUUUGUUGAGGUGGAUACAAUCUCACUGCAUUUAGCCUAAUCCUUCAUUGCCCUGACGAAUUCUGUGGUGUACGAACCUCCUCUCCAAGGAAAGAAAAUGCAGAGAAGACUCACCACUCAGCAGACCUUGGAAAUGAUCCUGAGUGAAGUCAACCCUUGUGACUCGGAUGGAGAAGACCUAGAAUUUCAGCCGGAUUCGGACUCAGAGCUGUCUGAUCAGUCUUCCGAUGAGGAGACUGCUUCUCAACCUAAAAAGAGAGCUUGUUUGGAGACUGAGACAGCAAAAGAUGGCACAGUGUGGCGUGAAGAACAGGUGGGGACCUCUCUCCCUUUCACCCCAAUAGAAGCGUACGCUGCAGAUGGAGAGCCAACGGCUAAGGCCAGGAAAAGAAUCUCGAGUCGCCUUCAGAGCUUCCUGUGUUUCAUCACUCUUGACAUGCUUCAUAGCAUUCAAGAAUGGACUAUUCAACAUGCAAAGCAAAUGGAGCAUGUUCAUUGGUUCAUGGACCUCCCUGAGCUAAUGGCAUUUAUUGCAGUUGUCAUCUUGCGGGGGGUUACUAGGGUUCCAUCACUACGUGACUGCUGGUCAGCAAACCUGGGAAACCCACAGAUCAUUGGAACUAUGCCGCAAAACCGAUUCCAAGACAUCAUGCAACACCUACGCUUUGAUGACAAGUCCACCCGCAGUGAUCGAGCAAAGACUGAUAAGUUCGCUGCAAUUUCCAGUGUGUGGGGAUCAUUUGUCACCAACUGCAUCACGUGCUACAACCCUGGUCUACAUAUCACCGUUGAUGAACAGCUUUUCCCAUCAAAGACUCAGUGCUGUUUCCUGCAGUAUAUUGCAAGUAAACCUGACAAGUUUGGGAUCAAGUUUUGGGUGGCUUGCGACCUAAAAUCCAAGUACAUUUGCAAUGUCUUCCCAUAUCUAGGCAAGGACCCCAAUCGUCCCAGUGAGGAGAGACUGUCUGAAAAUGUAGUGAUGAGGCUGAUGGAACCAUUCCUAGACAAGGGCAGAAAUGUUACCACGGACAAUUUCUUCACAUCGCUUUCACUUGCCCAAAAACUUCUUAGACGGAAAACCACCAUCCUCGGCACAGUCAACAAGAUUCGCCGGGAAAUUCCUCAAUCCACUAGACACACAGAUUGCAAUGAAUUCACCACUCGGGUGUUUUCAACCUCUGCUGCCACGCUGACGGCGUAUGCGGCCAAACGGAAGAAGACAGUCUAUAUUCUUAGCAGCAUGCACAGCGUGGUUCAGACUGAAAACACCACCAAAAAGAAGCCAAACACUGUCACCCUUUACAACACCACAAAGUGUGGCGUGGAUGUGAUGGACCAGAUGGUGCGGCAGUACACUGUCCGCAGAGGAACACGGCGCUGGCCAGUUGCCGUGUUCUAUAACAUGAUUGACAUGGCAGCACUGAAUGCACAUGUGCUGUAUCAAGCAUGCACCGGGACGCAGGAAAGACGGGUGGACUUCCUGGUGGAGCUUGCAAGAGAGUUGGCUCACUCUCAUGUAGCUGGGAAGAAGGCAAAAAAAGAACAGUUGCUUCGGACACAACCCUCCACACCUAGCCCUGGAAAAAGAGCCAUGUGUCAGGUCAAACACAAAUGUAAGAACAAUCAUGCCACUGUGCGAUGUGUUCACUGCUACAGAUACACAUGUGGUAAAUGCAGACUACAGAUACCAUGGCAGUGCCAGGAUUGUGAGUGAUUGCUGAAAAUGUUGAAAUGUACUCACUCACUUUUUAUUAUUAUUUGUAAAUAUGUGUACAAAUGGUUGUUUGUUUUUUGUGUACUGUUUUUAUCAAUAAAUCUCAGCAACAAAGGAAAUACACCCAUGUGUGUUGAUUUCUCCCUAAGAUGGCAAACAGAAACACAAGUUUC
Neolamprologus brichardi is the source of this 2962-nucleotide messenger RNA. The record is from RefSeq and is a predicted model, not a curated record. Lineage: Eukaryota; Metazoa; Chordata; Actinopteri; Cichliformes; Cichlidae.